Messenger RNA from Fukomys damarensis (Damara mole-rat), 295 nucleotides. It is a transcript of the gene Mtln, whose product is annotated as mitoregulin. Gene Ontology annotation, biological process: positive regulation of mitochondrial membrane potential. The record is from RefSeq and is a predicted model, not a curated record. Gene Ontology annotation, cellular component: mitochondrial inner membrane. NCBI's taxonomy places the organism in Eukaryota, Metazoa, Chordata, Mammalia, Rodentia, Bathyergidae.
AUGACGCCUUUCUGUACCCUUUGCCUCGCGCCGGCCGUAAACGCGCUGCGCCGUUUGACCCCAGCGCGGCGCCGUAGGCCACACUGCAAGCCGGCGGCAGAGAUGGCUGAUGUGUCGGAGAGGACACUCCAGGUAUCUGUGCUGGUGGCGUUCGCCUCCGGAGUGCUCCUGGGCUGGCAGGCAAACCGGUUGCGGAGACGCUACCUGGACUGGAGGAAACGGAGGCUGCAAGACAAGCUGGCUACAACGCAGAAGAAGCUGGACCUGGCCUGAGAGUUGGUGCCAUGGGUCCUAG